AUGUCCCUCAUCCAACACGUCUCCUCAGCCGAAGGAGUCGAUCAAGAGCCCGAUACCGCCAGCCUUCGCCUCUCCCGUCAACCGAGCCUCUCCAUCACCUAUGACCCCACCCCCGGCGGCGCUCCACCACCGGAGAGACUCGAGCCGCUCGCUGCCUAUGAAGUAUCGCAAAGCAGGCGUAUAGCGCAGGUGGUGGUCGGCGUCCUCUCCUGUGUCUUGGCAUCAGGCAUUGUCUUUGGGUUCGAUGCUCUCAAGUCCAUCCUCGUGGAUGAAGAAGUCUAUCGCGAUCUAUGCACCGAGAAGGAACUCCGAGAUGAUGUGUGGCUUUGCUACAUGCAGGAUCAGAGACUCAACCUUACAUUCGUCAUCGCCUCCGUCACCACCAACAUCUCCGCGCUCCUCGUCGGCAGCAUCCUUGACCGUUACGGUCCGCGAGUCUGUGGCUUCGUCAGCUCUGUACUCCUCGGCCUAGGAAGUAUCUUCAUGGCCUUUGCUCGGUCUUUAUCUUUCGACGCCCUCUCUGUCGGAAGUUUCCUUCUCGCUCUCGGCGGCACAUUCACCUUCGUGCCCUCCUUCCACCUAUCCAAUGCCUUCCCUCGCUUCCAAGGCCUCAUUCUCGCCCUCGUCACCGGCGCCUUCGACGCCUCCGCCUCUGUCUUCCUCCUCUUCCGCCUUUUGUAUCAGGCCACCAAUGGCACUUUCACCCUCCAAAGGAUCUUCCUCUUCUACCUCUUCGUGCCCCUUUUUAUCCUUCUCACCCAACUGUUCGUCAUGCCGGCCAAGAGCUACUCGACGCGCGGCGAACUCACGACUCAAAGGGGCCUGGCACAGGACGCCACGACUGACGUCCACGAUAGUGACGACGAACUUGACACCGCCAUGGAGAUUAUGCGUGUGCGCUCCGUCCGUGCCGACCAGCGUGGCCGCUCCAUUGCCUCUAUUGACGAUCUGCUGGGGACGCCUGCCCAACAGUCAGCCUAUGAUCAAAAGGAAGACGACAAGCGCAUUAACAGCGGGGUCUGGGGCGCGUUGCAUGGCCUGCCUGCCUCGAAACAGCUACGGACCCCCUGGUUCGUGCUCAUUACCUUGUUCACGAUCCUGCAGAUGUGUCGGUUCAAUUUCUUCAUGGCGACAAUCUUCAGCCAGUACGAAUACAUGCUGAACAGUGAGAAGGAGGCGUUGAAAGUGAUCGAAUAUUUCGAUCUGGCGUUGCCGAUUGGUGGCAUCGCAACCGUGCCGUUUAUUGGAGUCUUGUUGGAUUAUAUGUCGACGGUGGCCGUGUUGAAUCUGCUGGUUUUGCUCAGUACCAUUAUCGGUGUGCUUGGGGCAGUGCCGAUGAUUUGGGCUGCGUAUGCGAAUGUGACGCUGUUUGUGCUGUUUCGACCGCUUUAUUACUCUGCUAUGUCAGACUACACAGCCAAAGUCUUCGGACACGCAACAUUUGGCACUGUCUAUGGAGCUAUCAUCUGUCUUUCCGGCCUAUUCACAUUCUCCCAGUCCGGGCUACAAGCUAUCCUCCACGACAUGUUCGACGACGACCCGGAGCCGAUGAACUUGGGCCUUGCGACAGCUGGCCUGAUUCUGGGUAUGGCGCUGGUCAUGUAUGUUGACAUCAAGGGAAGAGCAAUGCAGCGUGACCGUGACCGUGCUGGACCUGGCGCGGGUUUCAGUACUGAUGUCGGAGUUGAAGAGAGACGAGGCUUACUUUCUUCUCGCGAUAGGGAAAGGGACUGGUCAAGACAGGGAUAUGGUCAGGGUCUGAAUCAGAGUCUCAACGGCAGUGCAGGAGGCGGUACCAGUCAUGAAGACCCGGAAAGACGUGCUCUCCUGCCCAGAUCGAGUAGGCAGACGUUGGGCUUGUCGACGGUGCAGGAAACGAGGGAGUAUACUUAA
This is a messenger RNA of Rhinocladiella mackenziei CBS 650.93, 1893 nucleotides long. RefSeq lists its product as uncharacterized. Gene Ontology annotation, molecular function: transmembrane transporter activity. The transcript has 3 exons. The record is from RefSeq and is a predicted model, not a curated record. Gene Ontology annotation, biological process: transmembrane transport. Gene Ontology annotation, cellular component: fungal-type vacuole membrane. The coding region runs from base 1 to 1893 and encodes 630 amino acids. NCBI's taxonomy places the organism in Eukaryota, Fungi, Ascomycota, Eurotiomycetes, Chaetothyriales, Herpotrichiellaceae.